AUGCGCUUUUCCAUCAUCUUCACCAUCUUCGCUGCUUCCUUCGCAACUGCCAUGCCAGUCGAUGCCAAAGACGGCGGUGAUAAGGAGGGCGGGGACAUCGCCACCUGUGAGACAAAGGCUGCUGCGGAUCAUGUAGCCUGCAUCAAUGCAUGCAAUAAGGAUGCUACUUGCAUCACUGGUUGGUGA
Messenger RNA from Colletotrichum truncatum, 186 nucleotides. RefSeq lists its product as uncharacterized. Lineage: Eukaryota; Fungi; Ascomycota; Sordariomycetes; Glomerellales; Glomerellaceae. The record is from RefSeq and is a predicted model, not a curated record.